Molecule: messenger RNA, 510 nt
Organism: Cooperia oncophora
Lineage: Eukaryota; Metazoa; Nematoda; Chromadorea; Rhabditida; Trichostrongylidae
Source: the annotation of a GenBank genome assembly
AUGCCGGAAGUUUAUCCAGGGAUUUACCUCUCAGCUGGCUACUCAUUGACUGAUGUUGAAAUGCUUCGUAGUGAAAUUCCUCACGAUGCCCUUGAACGAGCAGGAUUUCUCUCAUCAAACGCGGCUACCGAUAUCGCUAGCCGCCUUCAAAUCGCUUUCGAAAGGAUACUGCCGAAGGGCCUUCAGUGUCGAAUCGUUCUGAUGCCCGAGAUGAGCGAACCCGGUUCGGCUUUUAUGAGAGUUGAGUGGUUCGGUAAAAACGAAGCGCUCAACCACACGAAAACACAAUGGCAUACCGGAUGGGCAGAGAAGGCGUGUUCACCGUACGUCACGAUGCUAGCCGGCUAUUUCUCGCUGAACGACUCACCUCGUUUUCAGCUCGUCUUAUCGACUGUUAAACAGCUCAAAGUACUUGACUACUUAGACGGACUGCCUUCGUCAACUUCAAUUUUUACAUAUUUUGUUGUAUUAUUAGUAACAUUAUUUAAUGUAUUAGCGCACCUAGUGUGA